Halteromyces radiatus is the source of this 1545-nucleotide messenger RNA. RefSeq names its product methylcrotonoyl-CoA carboxylase beta chain. The transcript has 11 exons. Gene Ontology annotation, biological process: L-leucine catabolic process. The coding region runs from base 1 to 1545 and encodes 514 amino acids. NCBI's taxonomy places the organism in Eukaryota, Fungi, Mucoromycota, Mucoromycetes, Mucorales, Cunninghamellaceae. Gene Ontology annotation, cellular component: mitochondrion; methylcrotonoyl-CoA carboxylase complex. The record is from RefSeq and is a predicted model, not a curated record. Gene Ontology annotation, molecular function: methylcrotonoyl-CoA carboxylase activity.
AUGAAAGCUUUGGUAGAAGACUUGGAACUUAAAACUGAAAAAAUCAAAUUGGGUGGUGGUGAAGCUGCACGCAAACGUCAUUUAUCAAGAAAUAAAAUGCUUCCAAGAGACAGAAUCAAUCGCUUGUUGGAUCCCAAUUCUCCUUUCCUUGAAUUGUCACAAAUGGCAGGUUACGAACUAUAUGAUGAUGAAGUACCUGCUGGAGGUGUCAUCACUGGUAUUGGUCGAGUUAGUGGUGUGGAAUGCAUGGUUGUCGCCAAUGAUCCUACUGUGAAAGGUGGCUCUUACUAUCCUAUUACUGUGAAAAAACAUCUACGCGCUCAAGAAAUUGCAAAGGACAACAAUUUACCUUGUAUUUAUUUAGUUGAUUCUGGUGGUGCAAAUCUUCCUCGUCAAGCUGAUGUUUUCCCUGAUCGUGAACAUUUUGGUCGUAUCUUUUACAAUCAGGCCAAUAUGUCUGCCAAAGGUAUACCACAAAUUGCUGCAGUGAUGGGCUCUUGUACUGCUGGUGGUGCUUAUGUUCCUGCUAUGUCUGAUGAAAGUAUUAUCGUUAAGAAACAAGGAACUAUCUUUUUGGCUGGUCCUCCUUUAGUCAAGGCUGCUAUUGGUGAAGAUAUUAGUGCUGAAGAUCUCGGUGGUGCUGAUUUGCAUUGUCGUACUUCUGGUGUAACCGAUCAUUAUGCUGUAGAUGAUGAACAUGCUCUUGUACUCGCUCGUCGUGUGGUUGCUAAUUUGAACAGAACUAAGGCUCCUCAGUUGGCAAUGCGUACCCCUGAAGAACCUUUAUACUCAGCUACAGAAAUUGGAGGUAUUGUUGGUGAUAACUUACGAAAAUCUUUCGAUAGCAAGAAUAUCAUUGCAAGAAUUGUAGAUGGAAGUCGCUUCUCUGAAUUCAAGGAACAUUAUGGUACAACUUUAGUCACUGGGUUUGCUCAUAUUCAUGGUCAUCCUGUUGGUAUUGUGGCGAACAAUGGUAUUCUUUUCUCUGAAUCAGCUUUGAAGGGUGCUCACUUUAUUGAAUUAUGCUCUCAACGAGGUAUUCCUUUGGUCUUUUUACAAAAUAUCACUGGUUUUAUGGUGGGUUCAUCUGCUGAAGCUGGUGGUAUUGCAAAGAAUGGUGCCAAACUUGUCAAUGCUGUAUCUUGUGCUCAAGUGCCAAAGUUCACAAUCAUUACUGGAGGUAGUUUUGGUGCUGGUAAUUAUGGUAUGUGUGGCCGUGCUUACUCCCCUAGAUUCCUUUGGAUGUAUCCUAAUGCUCGUAUCUCGGUAAUGGGUGGUGAACAAAGUGCAAAUGUUUUGGCUCAAAUUACCAGGGAAAGCAAGGCAAAGAAGGGAUUAUCUUGGUCCAAGGAAGAAGAAGAAGAAUUUAUGGCUCCAAUCCGAGAAAAAUAUGAACGUGAAGGUCAUCCUUAUUUCUCUAGUGCGCGUUUGUGGGAUGAUGGUGUCAUCAAUCCUAGUGAUACUCGUAAUGUACUUGGUCUGGCGUUGAGCGCUAGCAUGAACGCUCCUAUUGAAAAAACAAACUUUGGUGUUUUCAGAAUGUAG